GAAUGCCCCCUUUACGGCCGCACCGGAAGUCGCGGACUGGCUGUCUGCAGUGCAGGAAGAGGCGAGUCAAGGUGAGUCUACGUCUCCAGCGUAUUUCACCUGCUAAGAGCGCAGUGCGACGAGAGCGGCCAUCCAUGCGGCAACUGCGCAUUCCGCAACGUUGAAUGCACCUAUGCAAGCCGUACUGUAUCACCAGAUAUACAGCCGAGUCCUGUCCAAGAUGGCCAGCAGGCUCAAGAUAGACCAGGCACUCACCUCGCCACGCUCGACCCCUCAAACAAACUCCUGCUGGAAUUGAUGCACAAAUUCUCCACCGAAACAUACAAAUCCUUCUUCGUGCUCCCUGCAGACCGGCACGUCUGGCAGUCCGUCAUCCCCCGCCGGGCUCUGGACCACGACUUCCUCCUCGAUGGACUCCUCUCAGUCGCGGCCCUGCACACGGCAUCAUCAAGCGGCCGCCAGACAGCACGACCCUACCUAGACGCAGCAAUGGACUUCCAGAGCCGCGGGUUAAAGCCAUUUCAAAAUGCCAUCCAGAAUAUCUCGCCUGAGAACUGCGACGCCGUGUUCGUGCACUCGAUCAUCACCAUCGUCAAUGGCAUCGUCUUCCCGCAAAUCGCAGCGGAAAUCACCGAGUUCGCCAGCUCCAGUGUGCUCGAGAACAUCUUCACCUUGUUCAAUCUCGUCCAGGGAACUGCGGAGAUCAGUAAACUCACCGGCCCGUGGCUGAAGAAAUCGUCUCUUAUCCCGGGAGACUUCUGGGGUUCAACUAGCGACAGCAUCCUUGACACUGAAAUCGAACAGGCGCUUACCCGGCUACGAGAAUUAAACCGGCAGGAGAAUAUAGAGCAUCCCCAGCGACACGGCCAGAUUGAAUUGGCGAUCUCGCGGCUGCGGCAGUGCUUCCAGCGGUAUUUCAGCUUCAGGGAUCCCGCGUCGGUCGUUACGUGGCUUGCCAUCGUCGAUAAGGAGUUUGUGGACUAUCUGCACCAGGAGGAGCCGCUGCCGAUUCUGGUGAUGGUGCAUUGGGGUGUUUUACUGGCGGAGCUGGAUGGGGAGGUGUGGUGGGCGUCGAAGUCUGGGAGGGCGCUUGUGUCUGAUGCGCUGGGGAUUCUGGAUAGGGGAGGUGUUGAUUUUGGAAUUGCGAGUUCGUGGCCGCGGGGGAAGGUUGGAUUAUAACUGCUUAAUCUUACUAAUUGACUAUGUAGAAGGCAAGACUAUAUUUUCCUGGCAAGAUUGUAUACCGUGUCCAACGCAUCUUCAGCGACGAUAUCCGGUAUAGCGCCCUCCCCUUCCCAGUUUCCCCCAGUUACAGGAUGAGAAGGAUACAUAUGAGGAGUAAAAAGAACAAACAGGUCAUUCAGUACACAUGCGUGCGGGAGGUUCGCCGCACCAGCUGUCUUCUCCCCGAUCACGGUUGCCCGC
Molecule: messenger RNA, 1425 nt
Organism: Aspergillus versicolor CBS 583.65
Lineage: Eukaryota; Fungi; Ascomycota; Eurotiomycetes; Eurotiales; Aspergillaceae
Exons: 1
Coding region: 298-1179 (293 amino acids)
Biological process (GO): regulation of transcription by RNA polymerase II
Molecular function (GO): DNA-binding transcription activator activity, RNA polymerase II-specific
Source: RefSeq, a predicted model, not a curated record